CAUAAAAACGCAGCGUUACGCUGAAGCAAUGGACAAAAGAGUUUAGCUCUGGCUCUUCAUUCGAACUCCCGCAGACUUCUUCUAGACUGAGAGUCAGGUGACUUGAAGGUUCCUCUGUGCCCAGUUUUGUGACUUCUCAACUUCCUCUUUGUUUAUUUGCUAUGGCGGACGAGGAACCUGUUGAUCAAAAGAAGUACCUUGAAGAGUCUUGCAAGCCAAAGUGUGUCAAACCACUACUCGAGUAUCAGGCAUGUGUUAAGAGAAUCCAAGGUGAUGAAAGCGGGCACAAGCAUUGUACUGGGCAAUAUUUCGACUACUGGUCUUGUGUUGACAAAUGCGUUGCACCAAAGCUUUUCCCAAAACUGAAGUGAUUUGUCCUAAACUGACAUAGCAUGUCUUUACGUUUUUGAAUGGAUUAAAUGUUUCAGAACAGUUUAUUUUGUUUCCCUGAACUAGGGAUGGAUGUAUGACGCAGUUUUCAGAACAUGGGGACACAUAAGUUAUGAUCAAUAAAAAUGAAAAUAUCCUCUUUGUUGGUUUUGAUC
Prunus persica (peach) is the source of this 545-nucleotide messenger RNA. Its product is annotated as cytochrome b-c1 complex subunit 6. Lineage: Eukaryota; Viridiplantae; Streptophyta; Magnoliopsida; Rosales; Rosaceae. Gene Ontology annotation, biological process: mitochondrial electron transport, ubiquinol to cytochrome c. The record is from RefSeq and is a predicted model, not a curated record. The transcript has 5 exons. The coding region runs from base 162 to 371 and encodes 69 amino acids.